AUGAACCUCAUCAUCCAGGAGUCGGUGAUCCUGGGCGCCGGCGCGGCCGCCAUCCUCCUCCAGGUCGCCGAGCCCGGCGUCGCCGCAGGCGUCAACGAGCACAGCAACUUUGCGGAGCGAGUGGGAGACCGCCUGCGCACGACCAUGACAUAUGUGUACUGCGUAGGAUUUGGCACGCCAUCCGAGAAGCGCGCCAUCGCGAACGCAGUGACGCGAGUGCACAAGCAUGUCAACGGGGUGCUCAACGAGGGAGAGAGGAAGAAGAAGGGCCAGCGGUACAGCGCUCUCGAUCCGGAGCUCCAGCUCUGGGUCGCCGCAACGCUGUACUACACCGGGCUCGACAUCUACCAGCGGGUGUUCGGCCCCAUCGAGGACGAGCAUCUCCAUGAGGAGAUCUACCAUGAAUAUGCCGUCAUCGCCAUCUCCCUGCAGGUGCCGCCCGAGAUGUGGCCGCGCGACCGCCGCGCUUUUCUCGAGUACUGGGACGCAAAAGUGGCCCAGCUGCAAGUCACCCAGCACGCGCGAGAGGUCGCCAGGGACCUGCUCUACCUCCCCAGGGCCCCUUGGUACCUGCGUGUCCUGACGCCGAGUCUGCGCUGCUUGACGGCCGAGCUGCUGCCGCCCAGGAUCCGCGAAUACUUUGGCCUCCGCAGCAACAGUUUCUGGUAUCAUGUGCACAUGCUGGGCCUGAGGGCCGUGUACAGGUGGCUUCCGCUCAUGGUGCGCAGCUUGCCGGUCCGGUACUACUUGUGGGACAUGCGCAGGCGGCUGAGCUGCCACCGGCCCGUGUUCCACAAAGGCAUCGGUAGCUAG
Molecule: messenger RNA, 813 nt
Organism: Microdochium trichocladiopsis
Lineage: Eukaryota; Fungi; Ascomycota; Sordariomycetes; Xylariales; Microdochiaceae
Exons: 1
Coding region: 1-813 (270 amino acids)
Molecular function (GO): oxidoreductase activity
Source: RefSeq, a predicted model, not a curated record